UCGAUCACACAUGUUGCAGUGAGUGAGUGAAGUGAAACAGUCAAAUAGUUUAAACAUGCGAUAGGACAGUUUGUUAACUAAAUGGAGAUAUGGCCGAUUUAGUUAUUCAGAGAAGUUUAGAUGCUUCUCAUUACGAUUCCGAUGACGAGUUAUUUUUGCCGAAUCCCAAAGUAGAGGCUCACGACAAACUGCCGCUGUGGAGUCCCAGACACGAUGAACAAAGUUUUGAAAGUGUGUCGUCGGAAAAUGAAGGACCGCCUUGGGAGAGAGUGCCAGUUUGUCAAUUGGAUCACAAUAAACACAUUUCCAUGUUUCGCACUUUGGAGAAACAAGAUUCCAUAGUUGACGGUUUAUUGGAGGAAAUUUAUGAUCGCUGGCAUGGAAACAGGCGGGAUAGUUUUGACAGUGACACCUUCACUGAGUGCUCGAGUACAUCAGAAGUUUUCCAACGCAGUGAUUUGUAUGGUAACUGGUCAACCGAGAGACGGCAUAAUCCCCAACUUCACCGAACUUUCCUUCAAAACCAAAGUCUAUCAAAGUUGUAUAAAAUGAGAGAUGAUUUAAAACGAAGCAGCAAUCAAAUGUCCGCCAGGUUAAUUAGACAGUUAAAACGACGGGAUCGCCGUUUGGCUAAACUUCAACGUAAUUGUGAUGUUGUUACUGCUGUUAUUCAGGCAGCAUCCCUUAAAAGACGAAUAGACACCAGAAUGAGAUUUAGCAUAGAACCAUUACAAAGUGAUAACGCCUUUGACCAAUGGAAAGAUGCAAUGAAAGCAGUGGCACGACUUCCUAUGGGUAUACCAGGAGAUUUCCGCAAAAAGGUUUGGUUAAGUCUCGCAGAUAAUCAUAUUAAAGACUUGCGUAUUGAUUGGGAGAAAACAGUUCGAUUUGCUUUUAAUGAAAAAAGCAACCCAGACGAUAAUAAACUUGGUUUACAGAUCGUCAAGGAUUUACAUAGGACUGGAUGUACAAGUUUUAGUGGUCAUGAUAACGAAGAAGAUCGAGCAGUAUUAAAGAGAGUAUUAUUAGCGUACGCAAGGUGGAAUAAACGUGUAGGAUAUUGUCAGGGUUUUAAUAUUAUAGCAGCUCUAUUAUUAGAUGUUAUGGAUAGAAAAGAAGAUGAUGCAUUAAAGGUUAUGGUAUAUCUAAUAGAUCAUGUUCUACCAGAGAGUUAUUUCGCCAAUAAUUUACGUGCUCUAUCUGUGGAUAUGGCUGUAUUCCGGGAUUUAUUACGUAUGACGUUACCUGGAUUAGCUAAACACUUGGAUUAUCUUCAACAUGCAGCUCAAGAUCAGACUACAGGUGCGUGUUAUGAGCCUCCACUGACUAAUGUCUUUACUAUGCAAUGGUUUUUAACGUUAUUUGCCACAUGUCUUCCGAAAAAUAUUGUACUACGAGUAAUGGAUUCUAUUUUACUGGAGGGAUCAGAGAUUUUAUUACGUACAGCUCUUACAAUCUGGGGAAAAUUGGCCAGACGUAUAAUGAAUGUGCCUAGUGCUGAUGAAUUUUAUACGUUAAUGGGAGAUUUAUCAGCUGAAAUGAUGCAGGGAAAUCUCUUUAAUGUUGAUUCCUUUAUAAAGUCAAUAUACAGUAUCGCUCCCUUUCCUUUCCCAAACCUGAUAGAUCUACGUGAAAAAUAUACCUACAAUAUACGUCCAUUUACAAACACUGCUAAUGGCAACAAGAAACAAUCACGAGCGACCAAGAAUGUCUUAUAUUCAGAUGAUGAUGAAUUAGAUGAAGAUGAUAUUGAAGCCAUUUCAUGUUUUCCAGGUAUGGAAGGGCAGUCAGGAACUGAGGCUGAUAUUUCUUCAGUGGGGCCUGGAGCUUUUGGCGCUUCCGUUGAUAGUCAGGGACAUAGAAUUCCUUAUAUGGAACGCAUGUCAACAGAUAUCCAUGCACUUAAGAAACAGUAUGAAACACUACGUCUGCGACAACGACAAGCUCACAUCAUCAUUGCAGGUGCCUCUGUGAGAAAAACACCCAAACCUAAAGCAGUUGUUUUUGUGCCUAAAAUUGAAACUCCGACAGCUAUGAAUCAUUUAUUUAUUGGAAAAUUACCGAGUGGCGGGAAAAAUCGGAUAAUAGCAGACGGUCCAACGAUUGCCCCAAUUAGUACAAGAAGUAGUUUGUUGAGUAAACAAGUGUAUGCUGUUGCUAAAGCCGAGAAUCGUCAUCGGAGAGAUAGUUCGCGGAAUAAUAGUGUCAAUUCUAAUAGUGAUACAUUGUCUAGUGCUGCCUCUGUUGAAACUGUUCAAGACACAUGCAAGACAGAUAACUCUCCAAUAAGUGAAAAAAUUGAAGAAAGCAGUAAAACAAUGGAAUCGGAAACUUCUUUAUGCGUAACCAAAGAUGAAAAUAGUUUAAGCAAUACGGAAACAAAAAAAGACUGGUCGACUGUGAGUUUACAUACUGUAGGCUUGGACAACUCAGAUAGCGAUUCUGUGAAAAGUGAGGAUGAAAUGCGUUCAUGUUCUGUAGAUACAAAUGACGAAAGUACAGCAGAACAUAAACCCACAGAGAACAUAAUAAAAACAAACAGUGGUGAUAGGUCAAAAAGCAAUAAAGAUCUCAGAUCCAGCCAAUCAGAAAUGGCGUUAGAUAACGGUGGUGCUAAUGGUUUGAUUUUGAGUAGUGAUGUGCCGUAUCGCAAGUCAAAACAUACCAUGAUGUUACAAUCCUAUACUCGUUCCGUUAAUAUGGUGGAAGGAGACGGUUACGUGACUAAAUAUUCUCAUAGUUCUAACAACCCCACGAGAAAAAAUACUUCCCAUGUACCCUCAACCUCACAACAUCCUACUCCAGAUUCAGGAUCGGACACUUCCUUAUCUCCAAGUUAUAAAUCCAAACCGUUUAAUCCUUUUCCAACUAAACAUAUAAAUCAGAAUCGUGCUAAAACCGGGCUUAAAUUAGGACUUUAUAGUGCUUCUACUUUAUCACAACUUGAUAACAAAUUUAAGAAAAAGACAUUAUCCUAGUGAAUGAUGUCAGUUGUCAUUAACCCUUUGAACUCUAGCAGUCAGAUUUCCAGUAUCUGCCAUAGGGUUUUCCAACGUGAUCAUCACAUGUUUAUGCCCAGUCGUGUCUAGACACCACAGCUGUUGGCAGUAUUGGAAAAAAACAAGAAAUCAACGUUGUAAUGUCCAUAAUAUGAACACUUGGUUGUUUGGCCCUGACUUUCACUUCUAAACCCAGUGGAGGGGCACUCGGCAGUCAAAGGGUUAAGGAAUUUGUUUUAAAUGUUCAGUUAGUAAGAUGAAACUGUGUUAUUUAGGAAUGAGUUUCUUUAUGUGUUCAGAAUUGAAGCAGUAUUGACAGAAAUCCAAACAGACUUGUAAAUUUGUGAUGGAUUUGGUUCUUUGGUGGCGGUUUGAUGUAUAAAUAAAAAAAACUGCUGCUGUAUUGUCUUUCACACAAAUACUAUAGAUAUAUAAUUAUCAAUAUGGGCUGAUCGUAAUGGUUGUGCAAGGGGAUUAUGGACCCACUCUACAUGUAUGUUACAGGAUUUAUUCGGAAAUUAUUUUAAUAUGAAUGUCUGAACUACUGUGAUUAGAAAAUGUAAUUUUGGUGGUGAUAUUAAAAUUAAAAGUACCAUAUAUUUAUUCAUAUUCACUUCUCAUCCAACUUUAUAAAAAAAACGGACUUCCAAGGUCAUAUGACAAAAUAAUGUGGUUCUCAGAAACUGCGGUGUCACUUAAGAGCUGUUUUAUUAAAAAAAAAAUAAAAAAUCAUUAAUUAUCACACGUUCAUAUUUUCUGCAGGAUGAGAAGUCGGUAAUACAUUUCCUUUUGUAGGCUCAAUUGUCAGGUAUGCAACUCGGUUAAAUGACACUGGAUAAUCUCUAGGUGACUCAUAGUUAUCUGCAAAUGGCAACUAUCCUUUCAUUUGCUUAAGUUUUAAAAAUCGUCCAAACUACAAUAUUGUAAAAGAUGAAUCUCUAAAAUGGAAUAUCAAUCCAAAAACUAGUGCAAUUCCAUUCAGUAUUUAUAAAGAUAUGUGGAAUUGAAAUUUUGUCAACACUCAAGGCAGAUGAUAUAUACAUGUAGGAUAUGGUCGAAUGUAAACAUGGCAAGGUUUUGUCUAGAGCAAAAAAGAUUUUUCUUCUGUUAAAGUAAAGAUGUCAAAUUGUAAAAUUAUUUAUGCAAAUGUCUUGUUACUUUUGAUUAGGUUUUUCAGUUUAUUAAGAUAACAUAUUUUAAGAGCUUUAGAAAUAAUUUGAAACUUAAAUCAGAUUAAAUUUGUGCAUUUUGUCUAGAAUGUUCUUUUUUUCUGAAAUUUGUUAGUUUUUUUAUUUCACUAUACUUGAAUAUCCGAUUUAGUUAAAUGUUUUUGGCUAAAAGCCUGCCAUGAUUACAAUAAAAAUAGGCAACGUUUUUAAAUAUUGCUCUCAUGAGUAUGACUGACAACAGUUGGGUAUAUGUAAUCAAUAUAUAUAUACUUGUUAUCUACAUACAUAUAUUAUAAGUAAGUUUGUAUUUAUGGAGAUAUUAGUACAUCUGUCGCCUCAAUUAGAUAUGCAUCAUGGAAUCCAUUUAAUGUUUUACAGUGAAAGUUAAACAUGCAGGGAGCAUGUUAUUGAUGAUUUACGCUAAUCUCCUUUUAAUUCACUACCUGCCGAGAGGUGCUAAAAAAAAAGCUCUGUAAUUUUAAUAGAUAUUUAAGUGAAAGUUGAAUGAAUUAAAAACAAGCAAUUACGUUAUAAUGAUUGGAAUUAUUAUUCUUCUGGAACUCGUAUUAAAGGAGGCAAGUCCUUAACUCAUUAUCAUCCACAGUCUUCGACAUUUCAAACAAGACUUACUGGUCAAUUUAAAUCAACAUUGAUGUUGUUUAUCUUACCGUGUAAAAAUGGGCUUCUGAUAUCCAACAUUUAAGACAAAAUGAAAAUUUUAAAAUUGGCACAUGAAUCGCCAGAAUGCUUUCAAUCAAGCACCAUUUAUAACGAAGCAACUUCAUGAAUGAGGCUAAACAUAUCCCACAAAAGAAUACUACUGGUGUAGACUGGAAUAACUAGAAGCCAAAGACUGCCAUUCAAUUUUGACUUCGCCGAACAUAACUGAUUAGAAUUUACAGUAAAAACAGAAACAAUUGAAUGUAUAUUCUUGUGUCCAUUUCCAGUUGCCAAAGAAUAGCGAUUUAGCUCCUUUUAAAUUCUGUCUUCAUUGACCCAGACGGUGCAAAAAAGGAGGAAAUUAAACCCCAUUUCAUUUCUUAUUAAAAUUUUGCUUACUAUUUCUUGGGUGGUGGGGGUAGGGGAGUAAUUUCAAAACAAAAAAUACCUGGUUGAUCUUCUCUAAAGAUUUUCAAUUCAACAUACCUUUUCUCCGAUUUUGAUAAAAAAAAAAAAAAUAAAAACAUUAUGAUAAUAUAAAGGUGUUUAUAUAAGAUCUAGAUAUAUUUCAGGAACAUUCCAGUGGCUUUUCCUGCCCUAAUGUACAAUACCAGACAGAUAUAGUCUACCAAAUAGAAUACAGGGGUCCUAUUCACAACUAAAAUAUUUUAAUUAAAGUUUUAGCUACCAGCCGAUCUUAAGGCAGGUUCAGAUAUUUCAUUGGUUUAGAGCUCAAAUUUGUAUCAGGAUUUGAAUCCAAUGAAAAGGCUGAAUCUGUAAGGUUUUGUGAAUAACUCCCCUGGCCCCGGACGGUUGCACAUGAAUCAUUCUCAGACUAGAUUUUACUCUACUUGAUCAAGAAACACAAAAUUUUGCACAUAGUUUCUUAUUGAUGUAUUUAUACAUUCAAACAAUAAAAGUUUUUGAAAGGCUAUAUUUUAGUUAAAAUAAAAUUGGCAAUUUUAAGUAAAUUCUUAACCUAAACAUCUGCCUAUUGCAGGUCUUUCUACUUUAGGCCUGAAAUGUUAUCUAAAUUAUUAAUUAGACAUUAAUUAAAUCAACUCUCGAUGUUAUCGCUUGCCUGCAAUAUUAUUUAUAAGAUCAGAAUCUGAUCUGCUGUUUAACGCUCAUUGAUAAUUAAAUCAAAAAAUGGAUAAAUCGAGUCUAUGUUUUUUAUCCUACCAACUUUAGUAAUGAUGAUCAAGGCUAGGCCGAAAAUUCAGUUGCUAAAUUCUUGGUUCAGAGUGGAUCAAUUUGACUGAAAUUUUCAGCAAAUUCCUUUUACAUUAUCUAGUUUUUAACUGCCAGUUCUUUAUCUAAUCUCCCAUAAUGUAUCUUAAAGUCUGAGAAUGUUUUUGUGAAAGUGGUGCCAGGUUUCUAUGGUAAUUGUAAUUAUAUAUGUUUGUAGAUUUGGUCUCUUCUUUCUUAUUUUAUUAAGUAUUAAAAGGUAAACAAUUAUAGAUUGGUUCAAGUAUUGAUAUUUAGAAAGUAUUUAUUAUUUGUUAUGUUUUGUUGAAUUUAAUGUUCAAGUAUUUCAGAUAAUUAUUCCUUAUCUAAUGUUCAAGUAUUACCUAUAAUCAUUCCUAGAAAAUA
Molecule: messenger RNA, 6421 nt
Organism: Patella vulgata (common limpet)
Lineage: Eukaryota; Metazoa; Mollusca; Gastropoda; Patellidae
Product: TBC1 domain family member 30
Exons: 11
Coding region: 90-2978 (962 amino acids)
Cellular component (GO): endoplasmic reticulum
Source: RefSeq, a predicted model, not a curated record